This is a messenger RNA of Ipomoea nil (Japanese morning glory), 2025 nucleotides long. RefSeq lists its product as uncharacterized. Bases 1 to 2025 code for a protein of 674 amino acids. The transcript has 5 exons. The record is from RefSeq and is a predicted model, not a curated record. Gene Ontology annotation, molecular function: zinc ion binding; nucleic acid binding. Lineage: Eukaryota; Viridiplantae; Streptophyta; Magnoliopsida; Solanales; Convolvulaceae.
AUGGAAAAAGAUCAUGCUAACCGUUCUAAGCAGCACGUUUUCAGCCUUGCUAAAUUUGAUGACUGGAAGAUAAGAAUGCAGGCACUCCUCUGCUCCAUACAUGACGAAAUGUGGGACGUCAUAACAACUGGACGAAUUACAGUUAUGACGGUGAACACACAAGCGGCAGCUCAAGGAGCCGGUGCUGAGCAAAUGAUACCGAAGCCAAAAGAUUCAUAUACCUCGGAAGAAAGGACAAGAGCAAACCUGGAUAACGUAGCAAGAAAUAUCCUCUACAACUCCCUUGAUGACUCCCUGUUCCCAAGAGUCCGAAAGUGCAAGAAUGCCAUGGAAAUAUGGAAUGUUCUGAUGGAACUAGGAGAAGGGGAUGAGCAGGAGAAAGACAACAAACUGACUGUAGCAAUGAAGAAGUUUGAAGAUUUUAAAAUGCUUCCAAACGAGACAAUCAUGGACAUGGAGCUGAGAUUCACCAGACUCAUGGGAGAUCUGACAGAUCUCGGGAAGGAACUGGCUGAGAAAGAAAGGAAUCUGAAGAUCCUUCGUGGCCUACCAAAAUCUUGGGAAAUGAAGGUCAUUGCAAUGAGAGACAGUCGAGAUAUGAAAACAAUGAGCACGGCCAAGAUCUUUAGUGAUCUCAAAGCAUAUGAAUUCGAACAUGAACCGAAAGAUGCCGAAGAAUCAGAAACAAGAAAUGUCGCUCUCGUGGCAAACCAAUCAGCAUCAACAUCUAACAGGAAAAUGAAAAGGUUCAUGAGGAAGAAUAACUUUCAAGACUCACACCGUUCGGGUCCCCGAAAGCAACACGAAAGUUCCCCUCAAACCUCAAAAGCAGAGACCUCAGACUCGCAAUUGUUGUGCUACAAUUGUCAAAAACCAGGGCACUUCAAGGCCAAUUGUCCUCAUCCAAUAGUGAGCAAGCAUCAAGAUAGCAACACUGCCAAAGCCCAUCCAAGGAGACUGGAGAUAGAUACAAAAGAAAUGACAAGUCAGAAUCAUCAGGCUCUAGAAACGAGAGAAGAAGGAAGGCAAUGUCAGGAAUCAGAAGAUAUGUGUCUUAUGGCCGACGAAGAUGAGGUAAACUCUCAUUCAUCGUUUUGUUAUUCAGCUGAGUCAAGUUCUGUAGGGAGUCAAACCUCCAAUGAAUCAGUUACCGAAAUGAUGAGGAGAUUCAAAGUGAUCAAUAGCACAUACUCCAAACUUAAGGAGGAAAACUCUCAGCUCAUGAUUAGCUACAAUGCGCUGAGGCAAGUUCGAAUUGAGAACAUUAUGCUAGCCAUUGCUAAGGAGCAACUUGAGAAAAAUGUUCUCGCUCUGAAGGAGCAACAUAUGACUGGUGAUAAAUCAAUGUUGAGCAACUUCAUAGAAGUAGAUGGACAUAAAGUCAUCUUUGGAGGAGAAAACAGUGGCAGAACUCGUGGAAAAGGGGAUAUUAUCAAAAAGGGAAUAACAAUACAAGAUGUAUCUUAUGUUGAAGGACUGAAGUUCAAUCUUCUAAGCACGAGUCAAUUCUGUGACAAAGGAUAUAAAGUUGAAUUUUCCAAGGACGAGUGUAAAAUCGUUAACACGAAGGAUGGCAAGACAGCCUUAACUGGUGUUUCAUACACAACAACGGAAGAUCAUUUAAGGGCCUUUGAUGAAAGAGCUGAUGAGGGACUGUUCAUGGGAUAUUCCUCAGUAAGUAAAGCAUUUAGAGUUCAAAAUAAACGAACGAUGGUAAUUGAGGAAUCCAUCCAUGUUAAGUUUGAUGAACAAUCUGAGAAGAAUCCACCCGACAUCAAAACAUCAAACAAUUCGAGUCAAAACAAUCCUCAACAUGUUGAUGAAGAAAUUUCAGACGAAGAAGAUAUACUAUCGUCCUACAUGAAAUAUCAGCUGAAGGUUUCAGAACCCGAACCUACAACUCAAGAAAAGGUCACAACUCAACAAAAUGAUCCUGCCAUUACCACAACAUUUGAAACAAUGGUCUAUAUUGAUCUACCAUAUAUUCCUGAAAUGGAUGUUCAAAAUCAACAAGAUAUAUUCUAA